CAGGCAGUCUGUCCGUGUCAUCAUAUCUCGGUCGACCGGACAGCGUGGCGAGCGACAUGUCCGACACCUCGGCUUCGUCAUCUUACAACGUUGCACCUGUGAUCAACAAAGCCGGCAGUGUAAUGCCCAGCUUCCGCACCCUCAAUACCGCGUCCUCGACGCAGCCUCAAGGGCACCCCCCUCCACCACCCCCUUCGGCUUUCUCGUUCAGUCACACCCGCAUCGCGUCGCAGCCCCCCAUCUUGGACCUCGACUUCGGCAGCCGCCCCAGCUCCAUGUUCACCGACAUGCUCGGGCAGUUCAACUCGUCAAAGUCGAGCAGGGCUAGCGAUCGGUCUUUCAACCAGUCUCUCAACCAGAGCACACGCAGCUCCAACCGCACUACAUUUGACUUUGCUGCCGAGCUUGCGGCCCUCACGGCCUCGGCGGGUGACUUCUCUGGCGAUACUCUGCACAUCGCCCGGUCCAUCGAGUUCUCGACUGAGUCGCCGGACACAGCACUCGCACAGCUCGAGGAAGUGCUCGAGUCGCGUAAGAACAGCGCCGAGACGCUUGGCCGCAACCGCCGCUCCAACCCUCCGUUCCAGGGCCGCAUCGAGUUCCAGAUGGGCGUUCGUGCUCGCAGUCACUCGCGCCCGUCUCCGGGUCUACCGCCGCCAUUCGCACUACCACCAACACCCACCCUCGAUGGUCCGCUGCAAAAUCCCAACGACCAUCGGAAACAGCCUUCUGCUAUCAGCUUCGCCUCCAUGUCCAGCUUGGGUGCGCCGCUCGCACACAUCGAUCGCGGACACAUCAAUUACUUCGAGCAGGCGUUCGCAGCCGGAGGCCCUCCCCCUCCACUGCCACCUCUCCCCCCCAUCUCGAGUCGGGUAAACGCAAGCCACCACCGUCGCAUGUCGUCCGAGGUAUCGAUCGACUCCGUCCUCUCAGCUGAGACGUCCAUGGUCACUGGCCGUGCAUCUCGCUGCCACCAUCGGGAGUCAUCCACCUGCAGCUUUGUAGGGCGCUCCGACUGGGCUUCUCAGCGUCGCGCCUCCCGCGACAGCGAGUCCCUGGCUCGUCUGAGCUCCAUCGCUCGCCUCGGUCGUCCUGGCAUCGGCGAGCGCAUGUUCGAGGGACUUGACAGAUCCCAGAGCAAGGACUCGGAACAUGGCAUUUCCUUUGUCGGAAGCCCGACCUUCGGCACACGCCCGUACUCCUUCGCAUCGUCCACGGAUGAAACCGCGGAGCCGGUCACUGAGGAGGGAGUGUCAUUCUUCGGCACCAACCACAGGCGCAAGCCCUCGUUCGCGAUCCAGAGCCGACCCCUGUCUCUCGCCAGUCUCGACGAGUCGCGCGUCAACGAUACCUUUGACUUCGUUGAUGGGCCUUCCAAACGUGGCGCAGUCGAGAUUGACGUCGUCGACGCAUACACCCAACCUAGUCCUGCCCCGGAGACCAGCACACCUCACUCGCGCGAGGUCGGUGUGCCUCGGGCGCGUCACCGUCCUCCUGCGCUUUACCUCUGCGAUGGCGAGGAGGACACGCCUAGCCUAAUUUCACCGUCUGACCUCACCGAAGUCUCCUCGAUAUUCUCACUCGACACGGCGCGUGCCUCCAACCCCCCGCUUGGGUAUCCCUCGCACCGGAGCGGCAAAGGCUCGGUCACAAGCAUAGUGCAAGUACACCCGACUAUUCGUGAGGAGGCGUCGCGCAAAGACUUCCGCGAGUCGCGCGCGUCCGACGACUCUCGUGCUGCCUGGGAACUCGUGCAAGAGCUCAACGCCCGCCACUGGAAUGAUCUCGGUGAUGUGGCGUCGUCGCUGCUCACGCGAUCUCCCGGUUCCGACCUCUAUACACACGCCGAUGCUCCGCCAGUGCCGCACACCCGCGCAGAGAUCGAGGCCAUUCUCGCUGACUCUCAGGCGUCGUACAAACCUCUGGACAACGCAUCCAAAGGCGAGCAGCCUGCCGGCCUGCACCGCCGCAAGACGUCACUUAGCGAUUCACGUGCUGCCGUCGCCCCAUACAUCCUCCAACCUGCCCCGCUCGAGACGCGAUUUCGGAGCAAGCGCUCCUCCGGGGAGCGCGUGUCGCCUCUGCUCGCCGAGUUUGCGCGAGAUGUCUCUCCCCUGCCUCGGUCACGCGAUGCCCCGCUACCCAAUUCUGAGGCUAAGACUACCAGUACCGUCGCAACUGCCCCAGCGCCGCCUGAGGUUCGCCCGCGAGUGCCGUCCGCGGUCCGCCGCGACAACCUAGGCUGGGCGCGCCGCCGUAAUUCUGAUGAGCCGGCGGGAAGUGCGCCUCAUAUGCCACGCAAGGCGCCCGUGUCGGUAACGAUGGGGUCUUAUCCAACGUUCUUGGCCUUCUCGCCAGCGCCUAGGCCUGAGCACACGCAGCCCGAAGCCAAGACGGCGUCAUCGCGCCCCACCCACCCACGCCCGCUCCUGACGGCCAACGUCGCGCCCAAGCGGGCGCAGAAGCGUAUCCACGUCAAGACGGACAGCAAUGGCUCGCCGAUGUCGCUGCACAGUACCUCGUCGCGUACUUGCCUUACGGUGCGUGCCGACAGCGCGCCGCUCGCGGCCCGUUCAAGUAACAUCCCGCAGCCGCGGCGGGUCUUCAAGACCAAAUCGUCGCCCGAGAUAAGGCGAAAGGGGAACAAGGAGAACGUGCGUGCGCCGGCGCCGGCGUUCGUCUUGGCUCCCCCUCCGCUGCGUGUCUAGUUAGAUCUGGCCUGGGUGCUGAGAUGGCUCGCCACGCGAUUCUUCGUGUUCAUAGUGAGCACUUCAUAAUGCGUGUACAUGUC
This is a messenger RNA of Cutaneotrichosporon oleaginosum, 2791 nucleotides long. RefSeq lists its product as uncharacterized. The record is from RefSeq and is a predicted model, not a curated record. NCBI's taxonomy places the organism in Eukaryota, Fungi, Basidiomycota, Tremellomycetes, Trichosporonales, Trichosporonaceae.